Patella vulgata (common limpet) is the source of this 10915-nucleotide messenger RNA. Its product is annotated as DNA polymerase zeta catalytic subunit. Gene Ontology annotation, molecular function: nucleotide binding; DNA-directed DNA polymerase activity; DNA binding. Lineage: Eukaryota; Metazoa; Mollusca; Gastropoda; Patellidae. Gene Ontology annotation, biological process: error-prone translesion synthesis; double-strand break repair via homologous recombination. The record is from RefSeq and is a predicted model, not a curated record. Bases 1 to 6057 code for a protein of 2018 amino acids. The transcript is spliced from 31 exons. Gene Ontology annotation, cellular component: nucleus; zeta DNA polymerase complex.
AUGAAUUUAAUUAAUGUGGCUGCUGUCAAGUUCAGAAAGAACAAAGAUCAAGAAGAUACUUGUAGUCCGAAAGAAACAACAUCACCAGACUCAUUUAGUGGUCAUUCUGGUCUGAGCACACCAACUCAUCGUCGCUGGAAACAUUCUAAUAUAGAGAGGGAUUUAUAUUUAUCGGAUACAGUAGAUAAACAUAGCACAUGUGAAUUAGAAGUAGAUGUUAUUGCAUCAGAUAUAUUAAACAGACUAGAAGUUGAUGCUAAUAUUGGUACAAAUCCAGGAUUAGCUGCUAUAUGGGAAGAUGAACGACAGAGAAAAAGAGAUUUAGGUGAAAGCUCUCAGAUAACACCACAACAAUCACAAGAUUCUGGUAAUUUGUCGUCAUCACAAGAUACUAUAAUAGUGGAAGGCGAACCUGAAGAAACUAAACCAGUUGUUAAUCUAAAAUCUAUACAAAAAGUUUUAUCAUUUAGUCAAAGUUUUAGCCAACAAUCAUCAGCAUCUCAGACAGAACAAGGAGAUAAAUCUUUGAUGGAUAUUCUGGCUUCGUUAGCGGAUGACAGUCAAGAUUGUUCUCAAGAAGAUGUGUCACAGAUAGAAGCCCUGGAGGAGGAGGACAGUAUAAUGACAUCUAAACCUCGCCUGCCCAAUCAUACAUCUAUUAAAGAGGAUGAAGAAGAAACUAUGGAGAUGUCACAGAUUGUGGUAGUAGAAGAUGAAAAUGAUGAUGACGUGGAAGAUAAAAAGACUAAAAGUAAAGACAGAGAAAACUUUGAUCUACAAGGUAUGGAUGAUUCUUGGACAGCAUCGCAAUGGUUCUCUGAUAAGGAUGAUGGUGAUGAUGAAGACGAUGAUGCUAAUAUUCCUCAGUUUGAUGGAGCAUCUGAUAAAAAGUCUGGUGACAAACCAAGAAAGAGAUUGGCUAGUGAUAUCAUACGAUUCCAAAAACUCUUGAAAUAUCAGGAUAUGGAGAAGCAAAUAAAGAGUGUAAACAACACAUCUGUUGGAGAAGAGGUGUUGGAUGCUUCAAAAAUCCCAGGAAAGAAACCUUGUCUGGAAUUGGAUAUGGACGUGGAAUGCAAAUUGGAAAGUAGUACAGAGAAGAUGGUGAUAGAUAAGCAAUUUCCAGAAUCAUUAUCCAUUGAUAAACCAAAUGUUAGUUUGAGGGAUGCUUCUGAAGGCAAUCUAACUCCUAUCAAAUCACAGACACCAGUGUCUGGUCGAAGUCCUGCAUAUUGCUCAACCACCACUGAAGAUAUUUAUGGCAAAACUAUGGAUGAUUUGGACAUUCAUACUCAUCACAAAAUAUUUGCCAAUCCUACACAAUUUCAAAAGGAGAUACUGGAAUGCUCCAUUGAGGAAAAUAAACAUCUACAACUGCCAUACUGUGAUUCUUCAUCAAGUGAUCUCUCUGAUAAUGAUAAUGAUGAUGAAUUUGAUGGUGGAUGUUCAGCUCUACCUGAAAAGGAUGAAUAUACUGAAGUUACUCCAAACGACGAAGAAUUAAAAAAUCCUGACCCCAGUUAUGAGAGUAGCGACUCUAGUAAUUCUUCAGAUUUUGGACUGAUGAGUCGAUCGGAAAAUGUUAGUCAGAACAUCAGCGAAGCAUCCAGCGAAGGUUUUGAGAUUUCUGAAGGAUCAAAGGACCCCAAAAACAGAUCCAUAAGAAGAAAAAAGUUGACACCAAAUCAGAGACUGGGUGUUGCGUUCCUCACCACUAAAGCCAGAAGGAAGAAAGGUGUCAGUGGUGGGAAAUUAAUGAGCAGCCUGUCUAUUUUACAUCAAGCUACCUUGGCUAAUUUAACGGAAACAACUCCUGCUUACACAGAUAAGACAGAUGAUAAUAAAGUCAAUUAUGAUGACGUUAUGUUUAAGCUCGCACUAUUUUCUCCACCAGAUUCAGAUAAAGAGGAUUCAUCACCACCAAUGCCUUCGUCACCUUCUGAGGAUAUAGUAAUUGAUCUAUUUCCUAAAAAAUCACUACCUAAUUUAACAUCGGAAAGUCCUGAACCCCUGUUAGAAGUAAAGGUUUGUCCAGAAGAGAUAAAAGAAAAAUGCUUAAAACCUUUGGAAAUUGAUGUGAAAUAUAUGAAACCAGAUGUAAAACCACAUUUAAGUGCUGAAGGAAUCUACGAAACUCCACUUUCCAGUGUUGAAACCCAUAAAGCAGAACCUGCAUUUUCACCUAGUCUGGCAUCAGUCGGUAGUUCUGAAAAUGAUUAUAAUGCAGGAAUGCCAGAAUUAAAAGAUGAAACUGUAGCAAUGGAGAAUGAUGAUGUGGAGAAUGACGAUUUCUGGAUGGAAGAAAGAUUUUCUAAAACCCGUAAGCCACCUAAAACUGCUGUUGUAAAACUAGCAACUUUAUCUUUCUCAGAUAUUUCUAGUUUUAAUGCUGCCAGGAAAAACAGCAAAGAAAUUUCAUCGUCUCCUCCAGACCUUGGCCCUCCUAAUAUUCCUGCAUACCCUACACACAUCGUAUCAGAAUAUCUUAGAGAAAAAUCUCCUCCUCCACCGAACCUUACACCUAAUCGAUCCCCUAGAGCUUGUGAUCCUGAUGUUUUGAUGAAUGCUAGUGGAAACCCUGGUUGGACACCUGAUAAUUCUGUGAUGAAACUAUUAGCUUACAGACCAAAACCAUUUUCACCACCUGAGGUUAAGAAUACUUUAAAUAUAUCAGAGGAAAUUUCAAAAGAUAGCUUGGAUAGUACCCAACUCAGUUUGGGAGAUGGCACCAAACCACUUCCAUGUGAAACACAAUGUGAUAGAAUGAUAAUAAAUAAAAGUGCUUCAGCUGAUUCAUCAAUAAACAUGGAGACAGAAACAACAUCUGAAAUAAUAGCAUCCUCGUCCAAAUCUAGUCAUAAUUCAAAAUUAAAAGACAAUUAUAGUCUUCAUCCUCAAGUUAUCAGUAAUCAGGAACAGUAUCUGAAGGUGAAAUUAUGUUUAAUUGCGAAGAAGAAGUUGAAAUUCUUAGCCCGACUCAUCAAGAUAAAAAGUCUUGUACUCGCUGGGACCAAAAAGAACUUUCACUGUCAAAACGUAAAAACAUUGAAUUUGAAUCAGUUGCUAACUCCUGACCAAUCAAAAGGCGACACAUCACAAAUUGACGGACCAACACCUAAAAAUAGUUUUGGAUUUAAAAUAACUCAACAUGAUUUACAGAAUGCUAAAGCUCUUCAUCGGCACCAAUAUUUAACUGUUAUGAGUAUAGAAUUACAUAUAGAAACCCGAGGCGACCUUUCACCUGAUCCUGCAUAUGACCCCAUACAGGUUAUAUUUUACUCUGUAUUUAACGAUGUCCCAGAAGACGAAGGUCUUCGCUUCAUAACUGGCGCUAUUGUAGUUGACAAAAACUCAGUUCCAGAAGAUAUCCAAAAGAAAAGAAUAGAAACACCUAAGAAAGGUAAAGGAAGGUCAAGGUCUGUGUCACCUAAACCUAAAAGAUCAAGGUCGCCACAGCCUUCAACAUCAACAGCCGAUCCUGAUACUUUGCCAAAAUCUUCAACUCGUUCCAGAUCCGUUUCACCGAAACCUUCUCCUAAAUUUAAAGAAUUUAAGGCAGAUGUGUCGCCCAAACCGUCAACAUCGAAAUCACCGAAACCAUCAACAUCUAAAUCGCCCCAACCAUCAACUUCUAGAUUACCCCAACCAUCAACUUCUAGAUCACCCCAACCAUCAACUUCUAGAUCAUCCCAACCAUCAACUUCUAGAGCCAACUCAUCACAGGCCAAGCAACCGAAAACCUUACUACAGAAAUCAGGAGUAGAUAACUUGAUAUUAACGUACGUAACAGAUGAACAGGAAUUAUUAGAAGAAUUCAUUCAGCUUACUCACAAAUGGGAUCCUGAUAUAUUGGUUGGCUAUGAGAUACAGAUGCUAUCAUUAGGUUAUAUAUUACAAAGAGCAGCACAACUUAGUUUAAAUAUCUGCCCCAAAUUAUCACGUUUACCUGACUGUAAAGAAGGCAAUCGUUUUAGUGCUGAGAAAGAUAAAUGGGGAGCUGAUCAUAAUUCCGAGAUACAUAUUGCUGGCCGCAUUGUUUUAAACUUGUGGAGAAUUUUACGUCAUGAGGUUACAUUAAAUAUUUAUGAUUUUGAGAAUGUCGCACAUCAUGUUUUACAUCAACGUAUACCACUGUAUUCCUUCCGUUCCUUAACUACAUGGUUUAAUCAUAGAACACAUCUUUACAGAUGGCGUGUUAUAGAUCAUUAUACGAUACGAGUUAAAGCUAUAUUACAAAUAAUAGAUCAGUUAGAUCUUAUUGGACAAACAAGUGAAUUUGCUCGAGUAUUUGGAAUAGAAUUUUAUGAUGUUUUAUCGAGAGGUUCACAGUAUCGAGUAGAAUCUAUGAUGUUACGACUGGCAAAACCAAUGAAUUUUAUACCUGUGUCACCAGGUGUUCAUCAACGUGCUCGAAUGAGGGCACCAGAAUGUAUACCGUUAACUUUAGAACCAGAUUCCAAAUUUUACACCAACCCUGUAGUAGUCCUAGAUUUCCAGUCUUUAUAUCCAUCCAUAAUGAUAGCCUACAACUAUUGUUUUUCUACCUGUCUAGGUAGAUUGGAAAGACUUGCUAAAGCUCAUGAUGGACAGUUUGAAUUUGGUUGUACAUCUUUAAAAUUAUCACCAUCAGUUAUCCGAAAAUUAAAAGAUGAUGUGACUAUUUCACCAAAUGGAGUUGUUUUUGCAAAUGAAUCAGUUAGAAAGGGAGUUAUAUCAAAAAUGGUGGAAGAAAUAUUAAAUACAAGAAUAAUGGUGAAAAAAGCAAUGAAAAAUUAUAAAGAUGACAAGACAUUAUAUCGGAUGUUAAAUGCAAGACAGCUAGGGUUAAAGUUAAUAGCUAAUGUAACAUAUGGGUAUACUGGUGCUAAUUUCUCUGGAAGAAUGCCUUGUAUAGAGGUUGGUGAUAGUAUUGUACGUAAAGCUAGAGAGUCUUUAGAACGAGCUAUAAAACUGGUAGAAGACACACCAAGAUGGGGUUCGAGAGUUGUUUAUGGUGAUACAGACAGUUUAUUUAUUGAGAUGAAAGGUAAAUCUAAAGAUGAAGCUUUUGUAAUUGGUCAAGAAAUAGCAGAUGCUGUAACUAACAUGUACCCUAAACCAAUGAAACUCAAAUUUGAGAAGGUAUAUUUACCAUGUGUUCUACAGACCAAGAAACGUUAUGUAGGUUUUAUGUAUGAAACACCGGAUCAGAAGGAACCAGUAUUUGACGCUAAAGGUAUAGAAACAGUCCGUAGAGAUAACUGUGCUGCCGUUUCUAAGGUAUUAGAAAGAUGUAUAAAGCUAUUAUUUACAACACGAGAUAUAUCUCAAGUUAAACAGUAUGUUGUGAGACAAUGUCAGAAGUUAUUAGAAGGUAAAGUCAGUCUACAGGAUUGUGUUUUUGCCAAAGAAUAUCGUGGAAUGUCUGGAUAUAAACCUGGUGCUUGUGUUCCAGCUCUACAGAUAGCUAGAAAAAGAAUUCGAACUGAUCCUCGAUCUGAACCUAGAACUGGAGAACGUGUUCCGUACAUCAUAGUAUAUGGUAGCCCCGGUCUUCCAUUAAUACAGUUAGUCAGGGAACCAAGGGACAUGUUAGCAGAUCCUACCUUACGUUUAAAUGGAACUUAUUACAUCACAAAACAGAUAUUACCACCGUUAAAUAGAUUAUUCUCUUUAAUUGGUGUUGAUGUUUUCUCAUGGUACCAAGAUAUGCCAAAAACUAUUAGAAUAGUUCCACAAUCUGUUUCUGGUGUUGAUGCUAAAAAGGGUACAAUAUCUCAGUAUUUUGCUACAUCUAAUUGUCGAGUAUGUGAUGAACAGACUAAACAAGCUAUAUGUAGAAAGUGUAUGAAAGAACCACAGAUGGUGACUGUUGUUUUAUCUGAUAGAAUAAGACAAUGGGAGCGAAUACAUCAUAGACUCUCACAGGUUUGUUAUACCUGUAUGGGGUGUCAAGAUAUCGACCAACCUUGUAUUACAUUAGACUGUCCUAUACUGUUUAGACGAUUAAUAGCUAGUCAAGAUGUUCUACGUGCUGAUAAACUGCGACAAGAUAUGAAUAAAAUGUUCGAUUUCUAAUCUCAUCAUGAUGCUGAUCUUCUCAAUGAUGUGGCCAUUAUGAUGCUGACAUUCUCAACAAUGUGGUCAUGUAAUGUUGAUCUUCUCAAUGAUGUGGCCAUUAUGAUGCUGAUCUUCUCAACAAUGUGGCCGGUAUAAUGCUAAUAUUCUCAAUAAUGUGGCUAUGUGUAUCAUGUAUAUAUAGCUACAUGUAUCGCAUUUAUAUCUAGCUACAUAUAUCAUGUAUAUCCAGCUAGUAUAUCUAGUUAUAUGUAUCUCAAAUACAAUCAGCUACAUAUAUCAUGUAUAUCCAGCUAUGUGUAUCAUGUAUAUCUAGCUAUAUGUAUAGCAUAUAUAUCUAGCUGUAUGUAUCAUGUAUAUCUAGCUACAUGUAUAAUGUAUAUCUAGCUAUCUGUAUAAUGUAGCCUAUAACUAGCUAUGUAUCUCAUAUAUAUCUAGCUACAUGAACAUCUCGCUGCAUAUAUGAAAAUAGAAUGUCGCCAAAUGAAUUAUAUUUAAAUCAUCCAUCGUAUUAUUUUUACAUCAAUCAAUAUGAAUUUAGUAUUUUUAUAAAACCAAAGAUAAAAAGUAGAGAGGGUACCUGCUGGCCUUAAUUUGUUGUCUUCCUGUUGUGACAUCAUCACCAGCUGAUCUCAGUCUACUGCUCAAUAUGGAUGCACAUUAUUUUAUAUACACUGGUGACUGGGGUUAUUAUUAUAUCUAAUACACGAAAGACAGGUUUCUAGACAAAUUGAUUCAACCCUUUAUAUAAAUAUUAACUACCUGAGUCCUUAAAGACAAUUAGAAAAAAGGAUUUUUUAAUAUCAGGACACCCCUGGCAGACUGAAACAGACUGUUUCUUAGACCACCUCAAACCGCCCAAGAUAUGUAAAUAGCUUUCCAUAUUGUAGGACUGUUUACUAGUUUGCGAGGGCUCAAGACGGGCGAUUUGGGGAGUUCUAAGUGCUAAAGGGUUAAACGCUAUUUUAUUUCUAGUAUGACAUGAAUAUAUACAAUACUGAUAUAGUGGAUGUGAAAACAUGUCGAAGCUUUAUAUAAAUUCAUCCCUAAACUAAUUCAGUUGAAAAUUAGCAAUUGGUUUUUUUCAAUUGUGUUUACAUAAUUUGACUGGGUUUUUCAGUCAAUUAACAGCCUUGUUUAGUAUAUAUUAUGAUACAAUAUUUCUAUAAACUUCAAAGCACAGGGAAAUCGAAUUUUGUUGCCUCUUACAAAUGAUUAUUUUGUUCUUUCCAUUGAUAAGAAUUAGACUUCCCGGUAUAUGUAUGAUUUACUAGAACCUGGGUAAGGGGUAUGAUCUUUCGUGGUCCCAUUCAUAGGAUUUUGACUUGCAUGUAUAGUUUACUAGAACUUGCAUAUGGGGUAUGAUCUUUUGUGGUCUCAUUGUAGGGAUUUAGAUUUACAUGUAUGAUUUACUAGAACUAAGGGGUAUGAUGUUUUGGGGUUCCACUGAAAGGAUUUAGAUUUACAUGUAGGACUAAGGGGUAUGAUGUUUUGGGGUUCCACUGAAAGGAUUUAGAUUUACAUGUAGGACUAAGGGGUAUGAUCUUUUGGGGUUCCACUGAAAGGAUUUAGACUUACAUGUAUAAUUUACCAGAACUUUUGUUUGGGGUAUGAUCUUUCUUGGUUCCAUUGAAAGGAUUUAGACUUACAUGUAUAAUUUACAAGAAUUUGUGUAAGGGGUAUGAUCUUUCAUGGUCCCAUUGCAGUGAUCAUGAUUUACGAUGAGAUAGAUGAUGCAAGAUUAAAUCAAAUUAACUAGAUAUGAUAUUAUAUUAAGAAUAACGAAAUUGACAAAAUGAAAUGCUAAAUAUGUGAUUGAUUAUUUAUUAUUUUGUAUAUUUAAGUACUGAUGAAGAGCUUAUUGAUGCAUGAAUGUUAAAGUUAGUUGUUAGUAUGUUAAAGUUUAUUUUGUAUAUAUGUAUAUGUUUAUAUGAAGUUAUCUAGUUGUGCAGAAUAAAAUUAAUUUUCUAUACUAAUAUUAAAUGGAUUACAAUUGACUUAAACAGUUGUACUUAAAAUUUAUGUAGAGUUUACAUAUAUCUGGAUUUUGGUUAAUUUUGGCAAUUUCAUAUUUAUAAAUAUGUCAGAAAAAGGGAUUUAUAUGUUUCAACUUUGCAAAUAAGUAUCCAUUUUCUGUGGAUAAAUCAGUCAUGUUGACAUUUUGUUACCUUACUGACAAUUUGUCGAAUUUAUUUCUGAAACUGAUUCAAGCUAUGAGUUUUUAUUUUAUUUAUUUCACUUGUUAAUGUCUUUUAUGAACUAAAAAUAAUUGUACAAAGCCAUAGAAUGUCUAAUAAAAUUUUUGUAUCAGUUUAUAUAUAGAACAUUUUUAUUGUACAUUUGGAUUAUUAUAAUUUUUAUUAAUAUUUAUAUUUUCAUGAGAGAGAUGAGAGAUUCAACAUAAUUUUUUUAUAUAGAAAACUGUCACAUAUUGUGUAUAAAGCAUGUUUGUUUCUCACCUCAUACCCUGAUUAGGCUACACAUAUCGUAUAUUAUAAUAUAUUCAUCCAGAAUGAUUGUAUGAGGGUUUAACAUCCAUUGACAAAACUAGGUCAUUUAGGGACUAACAUGGUACCAUUUUUUAUUUCAAUAAGUCACUUGCUCUCUGGGAGUAAGCCAGAGGACUUGGAGAAAACAUACAUGAUUGGGCAGCCGACCCCACUCUUUGUUACUUACAAACUUGUUAUCUAAACCAUGCUGCUUGCCUCUGACAGACCUUAUGAUCUGAAGCGCACGUGUUAGAUCACCCUUUGUUGUUUUAAGUAUAGCUUGUGAAUCACAAACAUUUCAUAAUCACCUAAGUGUUAGAUUUAGUGGCCUUCAUUAUUUUCGAUUGCUUAAUAAGUAUAUUUAUAUUUUGUGAAAUGUUUAUGAAUGCUGAUUAUUUUAAUUUGAAGAUUUAUUAAUUAGAUGAGUGAAAGAAAAUACAGAGGUUCAAUUCCUAGCUAUAUUUACUUUUCUUUGGAUACGCUUAUUGUUUGGAUAAUUUCUUGUUUUGGUUGUAUUCUUAAAUUAAAUGUUCCAAUAUUCAUAAAGUAGAAGUGUGUGUUGGUCUCAGAUGUUUAGAAAGCUAUGAUUGUAGUAUAAAUUUUUAUUUGUACUACUAACUGUAUAGAGUAUUAGUAGAGGUAUGUUAUGUUAUGAAAUGAAAUGGGGUUUGGAGUCCUACUUUUCUACAUCAACUAGGGCUAAUGAAGACAGGCAGAUGCCAUGUACUGGGCUAAGGUGAAUUUUGCCUGGAUGGCGGCGCUACAGGCUACUCUUUAAUUCAAAUUCCAACUGUCAAGGAUUCCUUCAUGUACAUGGGACCUUUCUUUUUUGUCCCAUUUGAAAUUCACUAGGAAAUUUUUUAUCCAACACCUUCCUUGCACCUGGUUAGCAAGCCAGUACUUUACUCAUUGAGUCACUGUAGCUCCCCAGAUCUAUAGAUAAAUUCAGAUAAUGAAACUUAUUGGUAUAUAAUAAUACCUUAUUCAGACACAACUGUCAGAAAUAAAACAUUUAUAGACCACAGAACAAUUAAUUUAUUGUUUAAACUAAAAGAAUUAUGUUGUGUACGGAGGGAACUAAUUUUUUUAGGAUUUAAUUUUUAAUGCCAUUUGAAAUAUAUAAAAAAACGCUAUGUUAUGUCCAUGUAUUUUCCACCUCCUAUAAAAGCUAUGUUAUGUCCAUGUAUUUUCCACCUUCUAUAAAAGCUAUGUUAUGUCCAUGUAUUUUCCACCUUCUAUAAAAGCUAUGUUAUGUCCAUGUAUUUUCCACCUCCUAUAAAAGCUAUGUUAUAUCCAUGUAUUUUCCACCUCCUAUAAAAGCUAUGUUAUGUCCAUGUAUUUUCUACCUUCUAUAAAGGCUAUGUUAUUUCCAUGUAUUUUCUACCUUCUAUAAAAGCUAUGUUAUGUCCAUGUAUUUUCCACCUCCUAUAAAUGUAUGGUGAUUGUCCUUUGCAAGUCCUUUAGCACCUAAUCUUUUACAUCCUGGCUAUAAAAGCUAUGUUAUGUCCAUGUAUUUUCCACCUCCUAUAAAAGCUAUGUUAUAUCCAUGUAUUUUCCACCUCCUAUAAAAGCUAUGUUAUGUCCAUGUAUUUUCUACCUUCUAUAAAAGCUAUGUUAUUUCCAUGUAUUUUCUACCUUCUAUAAAAGCUAUGUUAUGUCCAUGUAUUUUCUACCUUCUAUAAAAGCUAUGUUAUGUCCAUGUAUUUUCCACCUCCUAUAAAAGCUAUGUUAUUUCCAUGUAUUUUCUACCUUCUAUAAAAGCUAUGUUAUUUCCAUGUAUUUUCUACCUUCUAUAAAAGCUAUGUUAUGUCCAUGUAUUUUCCACCUCCUAUAAAUGUAUGGUGAUUGUCCUUUGCAAGUCCUUUAGCACCUAAUCUUUUACAUCCUGGCUGUAGAGUUAAAUUACUACAUGCAUAAGCAGUUAAUGGUACAUUUAUUUACAUAUAGUAUCUAUAUCUUUAUAUGGCCAAAUUAAAAAAAAAUACCAGUGUUUACGGUUCCCAGACCAACCCUAUUUUUUGGAGUCAAAAUUUUUUUUCAGAUUACUAACAAUUUUGGUAUUGUUUUCAAGAAAUGCUAUGAAAUAUAUAAUACAAACCCCACGGAGGGGGGUUGCUUGGAAAAAACAAUAAUGGCCCUAUUUUAGAGGGCCAAGUAACCGUAAACACAGGGUUUUUUUUCUUGGCCUAAAGCUAAAGUUAUUAAGUGGCAGCAGUAUUUUUUAUAUUAUGAGAAUUGUUCACACAGUGUAAUAGUAGAGAUAACAGAUUGGUAAUUUUUUCAAGUUGUGAUUUUUAUAUUUUUGUCUGUGAUUUCUAUGUGAGUAAAUUGUGUCAAAUGAUUGAACACAAAAUAAAAGUUUGAAAGAA